Molecule: messenger RNA, 3134 nt
Organism: Myxocyprinus asiaticus (Chinese sucker)
Lineage: Eukaryota; Metazoa; Chordata; Actinopteri; Cypriniformes; Catostomidae
Product: sodium- and chloride-dependent transporter XTRP3-like
Exons: 11
Coding region: 102-1907 (601 amino acids)
Biological process (GO): sodium ion transmembrane transport
Cellular component (GO): plasma membrane
Molecular function (GO): L-proline transmembrane transporter activity
Source: RefSeq, a predicted model, not a curated record
CACUGAACCCUGGAAUAUUCCCAGACUGUGUCCUUCUCUUGGGAUUUGUGACAGGACUUUCUCACUGAUCUCUGCAGCAUUUGUCCAACAUCAUCAGCAUCAUGUCCAAAGAAGCCCGUCCAUCCUGGGACAGUCCGAUGCAGUUUGUUUUGGCAUGUGUGUCUUAUGCAGUGGGACUUGGGAAUGUCUGGCGUUUUCCAUACCUCUGCCAAAUGCAUGGUGGAGGGGGAUUUAUGAUCCCUUACCUGCUGAUGUUGUUUCUGGAGGGAAUACCUCUGUUCUGUAUGGAGCUCGCCAUCGGGCAGAAGAUGCGUCUGGGCAGCAUCGGGGCGUGGACCGCCAUAAGCCCGUAUUUGGGCGGAUUAGGUAUUGCCAGUGUCGUGACAUCAAUGUACUUGUGUCUUUACUACAAUGUUAUAAAUGCCUGGAGUUUCUGGUACCUCUUCCAUUCCUUUCAGUCAGUGUUACCCUGGGCGGAGUGUCCAGUCAACAGCAAUCGGAGCGGGUAUCUGGAAGAAUGUGAGGUGGCUUCACCGACACAGUAUUUCUUCUACCGUGAGACCCUGAACAUCUCGUCUUCUAUAGAUGAGAACGGCAGCGUUCAUUUGGGUCAGGCACUUUGCCUUGUGCUCGCCUGGAUCAUCGUGUACCUGUCCAUCGUCAGAGGGGUCAAGUCGACAGGAGUGGUCGUAUAUUUUACUGCAACAUUUCCGUAUGUGGUUCUGAUCAUUUAUCUGAUUCGUGGAGUCACUCUACAUGGUGCCUGGAAUGGAGUCAAGUACAUGUUUACACCCAAGCUGGAGCAGUUGGCAAACCCUCAGACGUGGAUCAAUGCCGCCACACAGAUCUUCUUCUCUCUGGGUCUGGGCUUCGGCACUCUCAUCGCUUUUGCCAGUUACAACCAUUACAACAAUAACUUUGAGCGGCAGGCCAUCACCGUGUCCCUCAUCAACAGCGGCACAUCAGUGUUCGCCAGCAUCGUGACUUUUGCCAUCUACGGCUUUAAAGCCACGUUCAACUAUGAAAGCUGUUUGGAAAGGAUGAAACUGUUGCUGCUCAACACAUUUGAUUUAUCUGAGGACGUCAUCAGUGUUGAUAAUAUCACGGCUUGGAUCUCUCAUCUGAAUUACACAAAUCCAGAGACGUUCUCAGCUAUCGCUUCAAAGAUAGAAGACUGCAGCCUGGAGGCAGAAUUAGACACGGCUGUUGAGGGCACCGGACUGGCGUUUAUCGUGUACAGUGAGGCCAUUAAGAACAUGCCUCUGUCUCAGUUGUGGUCUGUGCUGUACUUCAUCAUGUUACUGCUGUUAGGGAUGGGAAGCAUGCUGGGGAACGUCACGGCCAUCAUCACGCCACUAGGCGACCUCAAGAUUCUGUCACGAACGUUCAGCAAUGAGACCAUCAACGGUCUGGUGUGUCUGCUCUGUUUGCUUCUGGGUUUUGGCUUCACAACCAGCUCAGGAAACUACUGGUUCACCAUCUUUAAUGAAUACGGAGCCACAUUUUCUCUGCUCUUCAUAGUGUUCUUUGAAGUGUUCAGUGUGUGCUACAUCUAUGGACUGAAAAGGUUUGAGAAGGACAUUGAGGACAUGUUGGGCCAUCGGCCAAACUGGUACUGGAAAAUCAUGUGGGCCGCAGUCAGCCCAGUCCUUCUCAUCAGCCUCUUCAUCUUCUACAUCAUUAACUACAUCCAGGGCGGAACACCAAACUACCAGGCCUGGGACAAACAUCUGGGUAAAUCUGUGCUGAAGGAGUAUCCGGCGUACGGUCAGGCGUUUAUCGCUCUGCUGCUGCUGUCGUCUGUAAGUUGUGUCCCGCUAAUGGCUCUUUAUGCCUUCUGUAAGAGGAAACGGCGAGGAACGGUGAUCCGAGAACACGUCGUCAGAACGGUGUCAUCUGCCAUUUAAGGACAGACUCUGGAAAACUGUUGGAAAAUAGACAGCUACUAAACCUUGUUUGGGACAACACUGGCCAUGCUGUCUCACAGACCACAAUAUUAUUCAAGCGUUUAGCAUUCAGUAAGUCCGCUUUAUAUAGUUUCUGUCACAGUUAAAGCAAAUAGUCUGAUGAUGAAGAUGCGUUUUGAAUGGUGUGUCUGGAUCAAGGGCGUAGCCAGGAAAUUACUUUUGGGUGGGUCUCAGUAAAAAUGAAUGGGCCAAAUUUUCGCCCUAAUUCUUUUGGACAAAAUUUUCCUUAACACCAGAAAGGCAGCUCAUUCAAACAGUUAUUUCAAACUUUCAGAAAUCAGAAUUUAUGCAUGUUUAAAACAAUUUUAUACAUUUAUAUUUGAAGUCAAAGAAUAAUCUCUAAUAUGCUGGGUGGGCCUGGGUUUAAUUUGGGUGGGCCCCGGCCCACCAUUGGCUACGCCACUGGUCUGGAUACCAGCUCCACACUUGUAUUCAUGUUUCAGGGUGGUUGUAAGAUACAAGUAGUACAGCAACUAAAUAGUGUAUUAUUUAUUAGGAAGGAGUGUGAUGGUACUUUACCAAGUGAUUAGACUUAUUUACACCUGUUGGAUGAUAAAACAGGUGGAAAAAAGCCUGUAGACUUACACUGUAGGUGGGACCCAAGUAAAUGAAAUACUGUACAUUAUAUUGCUGUCAAAUCACAAUGUUUUGUAUGUAGAAGUUUAAAAUGAACAGUGAAUGUUGUCUUGUGAUAGUAAGGGCUACAAUUAUUCUAGAAGCAUUUUAUGAUUGAUCGUUAGCCAAAAUCAUGAAACGCAUGGAAAACAUUCAGUAUGUGUACUAUCAUUGAUGUAGGCUGCUUUAAAUUUCUCAAGGCUUCAAUCUGCCCUGGAUAUUUUGUGUUCUUUACUUGUAUGAAGGACUUCGGAUGACUGUAGGAUAUUACUGUGGAUAAUAUUUAGGAUGAUAAGUAUAUUCUGUAAAUUCUGAAUACUCAAUCAUGUAUGCAACUGCAUUUCUUGAUGUGCCCAACUAAACGUAUUUGGAUUACCUGUAUCCCCUCACUGGGGGACAAUUGAAGCCCUUUUUUGUUUGGUCUUGGCAGGCAUCUUGUUUAAAAGUCAUUGUUCUAGAUACACCUGUCAAUUUCAUGUAUAUUUAAGCAGUCAACAGUUAAUAAAGCUAAGAGUGCACUAUCCCUUUAAGAGGCAAACAAUAGAGUAUGUA